Messenger RNA from Triplophysa dalaica, 2502 nucleotides. RefSeq names its product EBF transcription factor 2 (gene ebf2). Gene Ontology annotation, molecular function: RNA polymerase II cis-regulatory region sequence-specific DNA binding; DNA-binding transcription factor activity, RNA polymerase II-specific. The record is from RefSeq and is a predicted model, not a curated record. The transcript is spliced from 16 exons. Bases 296 to 2047 code for a protein of 583 amino acids. NCBI's taxonomy places the organism in Eukaryota, Metazoa, Chordata, Actinopteri, Cypriniformes, Nemacheilidae. Gene Ontology annotation, biological process: regulation of transcription by RNA polymerase II.
AGAAGUAAGUCUGCAGAGAACGACAAUCUUUGGGAAUUAAAUGUUUCUCUUGAACAGGUGAGCGUAAGGGUCCAACGAUGCAUGGUUCUAGAAACAGGACACAUAUACACCAAGAAGGCAGGGUUUCAAACAACUCAUGAAAAGAAGUGCGGAGGACAUCUCACGUCUGUUUUGGAGAAUCGUCUGUUUCUAAGAAACGUAGAGAAACCAAGUUGUCAUCAGAAACUUGAUUGUUUGUUGUAGUCCUUCUGACGUUUGGCACAGGAGGGUACCUGGUCUUUGCGUUUUUUUGUAAAUGUUUGGAAGUCACGAUCACUCGGACAGAAGCGUCAUUGGAUCGAAAUCGCAAAGUUUUGAAGAAAUGGAUGCUGUUCGUUCCUGGGUGCGAAAUGUCGGCGUUAUUGAUGCAAACAUUGCGGCACAAAGCGGAGUGGCUUUAUCUCGUGCUCACUUUGAGAAGCAGCCUCCCUCCAACCUCAGAAAAUCCAACUUCUUCCAUUAUGUUCUGGCACUCUAUGAUCGUAAUGGACAGCCCGUGGAGGUGGAGAGGACAGCUUUUGUUGACUUUGUGGAGCAGGACAAGGAACAGACGGGAGAAAAGACCAACAAUGGGACUCAUUACAAACUUCAGCUCCUCUAUAGUAACGGCGUUCGCACAGAACAGGACCUUUACGCACGACUCAUUGAUUCAGUUACUAAACAGCCCAUAACAUAUGAAGGACAGAACAAGAAUCCAGAAAUGUGCCGCGUUCUGCUGACUCAUGAAGUCAUGUGCAGUCGCUGUUGUGAGAAGAAAAGCUGCGGCAAUCGCAACGAGACGCCGUCCGACCCCGUCAUCAUUGACAGAUUUUUCCUGAAGUUUUUCCUGAAAUGCAAUCAGAACUGUCUGAAGACAGCGGGAAACCCCAGAGACAUGAGGAGAUUUCAGGUGGCUUUGACCACUACGGUCAGCGUGGACGGUCCUGUUUUAGCCAUUUCUGAUAACAUGUUUGUUCACAACAACUCCAAACAUGGGCGCCGCGCACGCCGCGCGGAUGCAGGCGAGGCGGUGGAGACCAACAUGGAAUACGCUACACCCUGUAUCAAAGCCAUCAGUCCGAGUGAGGGCUGGACUUCAGGAGGAGCUAUGGUCAUUGUCAUUGGAGAAAACUUCUUUGAUGGGCUUCAGGUGGUGUUCGGCAGCAUGCUGGUGUGGAGUGAGUUGAUCACUCCUCACGCUAUCCGGGUUCAGACUCCUCCCCGACAUAUUCCAGGAGUUGUUGAAGUCACGCUGUCUUACAAAUCAAAGCAGUUGUGUAAAGGAGCUCCGGGACGCUUCAUUUACACAGCGCUGAAUGAGCCGACCAUCGACUACGGCUUCCAGAGACUUCAGAAGGUCAUCCCUCGACAUCCCGGUGACCCUGAAAAACUGGCAAAAGAAAUGUUACUCAAGAGGGCGGCAGAUGUUGUCGAGUCGCUCUACGGAAACUCCCCCAGCAAUCAGGACAUGUUACUGAAACGUGCCGCAGACAUCGCCGAGGCCUUGUACAGCGUGCCUCGACCCCACAGCCAGCUCCAGGCCAUGCCCAGCUCCCCCGUACACGGCAGCGUCAUGGGUCUCAGCUCGUACCCCACACAGCUUGCCGUGAGCAUCGGCGAAUCCAUGCAGAGCAGUGGCCAAGGUUACAACCGGAACUCCAACAGCCUGUCCCCGCGGGGUUACCAAUCGGCCUCCACACCUCAGCAUUCCACCUAUGGGUCCAGCGGAGGGAUGGGGGCCAGUUAUGGGGCAGUUCCCAUGAGCGGUCUGGGUAUCCCGGGGUCGCCUGGCUUCAACAGUGCCUCUCCAAACAGCUCUCCUUAUGCUAUCAUGCCAUCUAGCCCCACUGUACCAGGGUCGAGUUCAUCCACCACCCUCCUGUCUUUCUCAUCCUUCCCACCGUCUGCCAAACAAAAAAGUGCCUUCGCUCCUGUCCUGAGACCACAGGGUUCACCUUCACCCGUCUGUCCCACCUCAGGAGGAAACAGCUUCAGAGCAAUGACCGGCCUCGUGGUUCCCCCGAUGUAGAGGACAAACUUUUCCACAAGCUCCACGUCCAGAAUCGCACUGUGACCGACAGCGUCGCCUUCUUGGAGAACACUUCAGGUCUUCACAGUCUUGUCUGAUCUCUUUUAUGAGGAAGCAAACCUUCAAGAGUCUUCAAGAUGUAGGGAUGAGUUUGCCAUCGGGAUGAAGUUUCUUCAGGGGCCUUCAACCAAACAAAUACCAAAAAGAGGUUGAAUUUCUUCAUGAGACUGAAGGAUUCUUGGUCAUGUCUCAAUAGACUCCUUACAGGCGGAAAACAGGAUGCCGGAGGAGUCCGUUUACAGUCAUUUUACAGAUGCCAGAAGUCUUUACAGAUGAGAUUUACAUUACCACACAUACAGAUGAUCCACAUUAAAAAUCUUGUUUGAAAAUAUAUAUCAUUUCACUUAGAGAAAAUGUUUAUUUAGGUUUAGUUUUAUGAGGUGACUUCCUCACAU